Helicoverpa armigera (cotton bollworm) is the source of this 1880-nucleotide messenger RNA. RefSeq lists its product as uncharacterized. NCBI's taxonomy places the organism in Eukaryota, Metazoa, Arthropoda, Insecta, Lepidoptera, Noctuidae. The record is from RefSeq and is a predicted model, not a curated record. The coding region runs from base 75 to 1367 and encodes 430 amino acids. The transcript has 6 exons.
UGAUAGCUACUGCUAUUCAGUUGAAUCCAGUCGUUUAUCUAGCCAGGAGGUAUUGACGGUGACUGAUCCGUGUCAUGUCGGAGAUCACCCUAGAUUUCCUGCAGGGCCUGCUCAAAGAUGAAUACCCAGAUGUCAAUAUACAGCAGUUUGAGGGUGCACCAGGCUCCAAGCGCGGAGACAACUAUACCUCCAUGGUAUACCGAAUCUCCAUGACCGGUAUCCGAAGACACGUCGAGCCAGACGGUUCCAGCGAAACUGACGAGCCUUGGGAGUACUCCAUCAUCUACAAGUGCCUCCCCGAAAGCAUCUUGCGCAGGGAAGCCUUCAAAAGCGACGAGCUUUUCUGCAACGAGGUCGCAUUUUACAACAAAAUCUGGCCUGCUUUACUCAACUUCCAAAAACAGUGGAAUGUCCACAACCCGUUCAAGUCGAUCCCGAAGUGCUAUCUGGCUCAAAAUGACUGCGUGGUGCUGAAGGACUUGAAGAGGGAAGGGUAUGUGAUGCCCGAGAGGCGCCAGGGUCUAACUAUAGAGCAAUGUUACAUGGUCAUGAAACAUUUGUCGCAGUUCCAUGCGCUGUCUCUCGCUAUGAAGUGUCAUGACCCGGAGGCGUUUUAUGAGCUGCUGAACGUCAAAGAUGGAAUUUCUGAAGUAUUCUUCGUUGAAGAGAACUUCGAUUAUUACAAGAACUACUUCAUAGAGGCUACAUCAAACGCCAUAGCUAUGGUAGAACAGGAGUUAGCCGACUCUGAAGACAAAGACAAAUACUUGGACAAGUUCAAGGCGUUCUGCAGCGAGGAUAACUACUUCCACGCCAUGGUGGAACUGGUCACUCCUACGGAACCACUAGCAGUGAUUGGACAUGGAGACUGCUGGACUAAUAACUUCUUGUUUAAAUAUGUGGAUGGUGAUAUUGCUGACAUGUACAUCGUGGACUUCCAAGCAGUGCGCUAUGCCUCUCCAGCAUUAGACCUUGCGUACGUGAUGUACAUGUGUCUCGACCGGGAGCAGAGGGCAGAGCACCUCUCCUCACUUCUGGAGUACUACACGGAUGAACUGCACCGGAGGCUGGUGCAGAUGAGUGAUGAAGACUCCGUGUUCAAUACCAGUUUGAACAGGGAUGCGCUUUAUUCUUUAUUACAAGAGGAAUUCAAGCGCGCCGGGCAGUUUGGUCUCGGCAUCGCGGUAGACAUGUAUCCGAUUAUGACGUGCGACAGUGAUGAGGCGCCUGACUUGUAUCAACACGAGCUUCAGGAGAGCGAGCCAUCUUCAACGUCGCGCGUUGCACCAGUGCAGACCAACAGUGCAGUUUGUAGCAAGAAAAUGACAGACUUACUCAUAGAGCUAGUGGAUAAUGGAGUACUAUGAUUUAGUUAAUUAUUCAAUUAUCAAAUACUAGCUUACCUAGCAUGAAAACAAUUUUUAAUCAAUAUCAUAGUGUCGGCAAAACGGAAUGGAAUUAUUCAGAUUGACAGAAAGCAAAGUUGCCAUAUAUGUAUAACGAUUGACGGUACAAAAUAUUACCUAAUGGUAGAAUUUUGGAGAUGUACUGAAAAACCACAAAGUGCAAAGAGGGUAGGUAAAUAAAUUGUUCAAGGACAUAAAAGUUCCUAAUAUUAUAAUGAUUGUUUAAAGAUUAAGUUCUAAUUUAUGUAUAGCAUGACAAUUACUUUUUUUGUGUAAUUCAAUCAAAUUCAAUGUAUGUAGGCUCGUUAAAAUUGUUACCAAAACGAAAGUGUCAACCCAUUUGGACAUGUACUAAUUUUAAUUGCAAAAGAUGGUUAGUAUAAAAAAUAAUAAUGUGUCGUAGGUAUGUCAAUUUAUUGUAUAUCGUUUAGUUAAUAAACACGUACAAUAAAAUAUUGGGUUAAAGCCUUAAAA